AGAAUAUCGCGAUAUUUCUAUCCGUAAACAUGUUCCGUUCACUACGCAAGUUGAUCUCUUCUGAACGCUAUUACAAUAUUUAUCGAAUUAUGUUAACAGCGUUUGGUUUGUGGCCUUAUCAAACGUCAAGCGUUAUGAAAUUACAAGCAAUAUUCUUCCUUGGCGCAUAUUGCUUUAUUCUUGUGUUUCAGUGUACGAUUUUCUUAACAGCUACGUGCAACUUGGAAUUUAUCAUUAAAGAACUUUCAUAUAUUUUUAUUACCGUGUUAUAUAUUGUGAGUUAUAACUCCUAUUAUUUUAAUUCUAACGGAGUGAAAUAUUUAUUGGAACAAAUUAAAUUGGAUUGGAAUACAAUGGAAGAUAAUAGUGAAAUUAGAAUAUUAGAAAAGUAUGCUUUUGAAAUUUGUUUUCGUUCAUUAAUUCUGGGUUUUUUUGUCAUUUGUUGUAUAUUUAGUGUUAUAUUUAUCGAAUUAAUACCCGUUAUUCUUGAUGCUGUUGCACCGAUGAAUGAGUCUCGACCACGAAAAAUAAAAAUGGAUUUUGAAUUUUUUAUUGAUGAGCAAAAAUACUUUUAUAUUUAUUUAAUAUAUGAAAUUAUAGUAAUACUACUUGGAAUUUUUACAAUACUCGCAACAGGAACAUUAUCGAUGGCGUUUUUGCAGCAUUGUUGCGCAACUAUCAAAAUCGCUAGUAACUUAAUAAAAAAUAUAGUGACUAAACACACACUUGAAACUCCUGCACAUCGAAGAACGCACGUGAUGUAUCGGAAUAUUAAUCGUGCUGUUCACAUUCAUAGAAAAUCUCUUCAGUUUUCUACAUUUCUUAUGAAAAUUAUGAACAAGUGGUAUUUCUUUAUAAUAAUAUUCAGCGUAAUGUCUUUAACUUGCAACCUUUUUCGACUACUUAACGCAUUAAAAACAUUAAAGGAACUUUCCGAAGUAUUAAUGUCCAUUGGUUUAAUACUAGGUCACUUUAUCAUCAUAUUUGUACCUAAUUUAGUUGGACAAUCACUUACCGAUCAUAGCGCAGAAAUAUUUAAUGCCGCUUAUAGUACGAUGUGGUAUUUAGCUCCCUUAUCAAUACAAAAAUUGCUUUUAUUUGUGAUGCAAAAUUCUCUGAAGUCUCAUGUCCUAACAAUUGGUCGUAUUUAUAUAUCAUCUCUAGAAGGAUUUUCUACGAUUGUUUUAAUGAAUUGAUUUAUUGCAUUUAAAACAUAUCCGAAACAUAUCUGCAACAAUAAUAAUAUUACGUGACAUCAUAUGUGACAAUGCUUAUUAAUUGCUAAUAUAAAAAUUAAGAUUAAGAUUUUUUUUAGCUUACAACUACAGCAAUAUCUUACUUUACUGUAAUAUACGCCGUGACGAUGAACUAACAAAAAAAUUUUAAAUGACUGUAGAAAUUUUAAUGUAGUGGUAAUUACAUAUAUUGAUUGCAAAAGUUAAUUAAGAAUUGCGGUAUGUAAUCAUUUGCUCAAACAGUGGUUUAAACAAACCAUAAAACAUCACUUUAUUAUACAAAAUUUAACAUGUGGUAUUUAAUAUAUGGUAUUUAAACAUAUAUGGCAUUUAUAUAACAAAAAUAAUUUUUACUUCUAGCACUUGGCAUACAAUACAUGCAAACAGGAAUCAUAUAUCACUAAUUUAAUAAUGAUGUAAUUUAAGAGUGCACAGAAUCGCACAAAUAAAAUUUGUUAUAAUA
Solenopsis invicta (red fire ant) is the source of this 1698-nucleotide messenger RNA. RefSeq lists its product as uncharacterized. Gene Ontology annotation, cellular component: plasma membrane. The transcript has 9 exons. Gene Ontology annotation, molecular function: olfactory receptor activity; odorant binding. Gene Ontology annotation, biological process: sensory perception of smell; detection of chemical stimulus involved in sensory perception of smell. Lineage: Eukaryota; Metazoa; Arthropoda; Insecta; Hymenoptera; Formicidae. The coding region runs from base 30 to 1196 and encodes 388 amino acids. The record is from RefSeq and is a predicted model, not a curated record.